This is a messenger RNA of Lingula anatina, 5072 nucleotides long. Its product is annotated as follistatin-related protein 5. Gene Ontology annotation, molecular function: protein binding. Lineage: Eukaryota; Metazoa; Brachiopoda; Lingulata; Lingulida; Lingulidae. Gene Ontology annotation, biological process: cell differentiation; regulation of BMP signaling pathway; multicellular organism development. The record is from RefSeq and is a predicted model, not a curated record. Gene Ontology annotation, cellular component: extracellular region.
UUUGCAGCCGCGGUUUCGAUUAUUAUGACUGCAUUAACAUAGAAGGCAGCUGCCGACUACCACUUUAGACUUAGGAGUUGUCUCUCCGUCAGGCAGCGUCUAACCCUGUAGACUAGAACUAAGGUUAUUUGUAUGACCAUGAAGUUGAGUUGGUUGCUGGUGGUUAGCUGUGUAGCAGUUCUGGGCUGGUGUAAACCAAGGGGAAAGCAUGGCUUCUUUGAUGAUGAAGCAGACGAUCUUCCAAAGAUGCACAUUCAGGUGAUGAAGGAAAGAGAACAGAAGCCAAGUGCUCCCAGGAAGCCACAUGUAGACAAGACAGCUGAGGAAAAGAAGGCCGAUGAAACGGUUACAAAAGACCCAUGUGCUGGAGUGUGGUGCCAGCUGGGACGAGCCUGUAAAGUGAACGCAGAUGGCUUUGGGAAGUGCGAAUGUGGAGACGAAAAGCUUUGUCUUGGUCACCAUAAAAAAGUCUGUGGCACCAACAGGGUAUGGUACCCGAGUCACUGCGAGUUGCACCGUCAGGCCUGUGUGUUGAGACAGCACAUCAGGAUUGACCACACGGAAAUGGGAUGUGUGGAACAAGAAUCGAGGAAGGAGGAGGCAUCAAAAAAAGAGAGUGUUGACAAAAAAAGCAACAAAGAAGAAAGCACCAAGAAAGAUGUACCUAAACCAAGUGAGAUUAAAAUGGCUAACAAAAAGUCUGUGAAGAAAGAUCUAGAAUUUCAAAAGCCUAAUGAAGUACACAUAGAAUCACAUACAGUUGAUCUUCAUUCUGUGGAGGAAGAAAAGACAUCUGACCACCAUCGACAUAACAAGCACCAUUCCAAAAAAGAUGACACAAAGUCUAAGAAAAAGGAAAAGAAGGAGAAAAACAAUAAGGACUCUGUAGAAAAGGUCCAUCACGACAGCCCCAAAGAUCAGCCCUCACUUUCGUUGAAAAUGAACAAGAUGCUGAAAGAGCAGAAAAUGGAAAAAGCUCAAGCGAAAGACUUUGCUGUAGUCUAUGCUGUCUGUACAGAAGAAGACUACAAGAGCUUCAAAGAUGCUGUAGUGAAAUAUCAUUGCAAAAGGAUGGAAAUAGACUGCAAAAACAGAAAACAGUUGCUUGGUAACUUGAUGUUUGCUUAUUAUGACGCCGACUUAGAUGGCGUCUUAGUGGAAAGUGAACUGGCAGCCAUUCACAAGAGGGAUAGUCUGGACAGUCUGACUGACAGUGGCUGUAAACUGACCGACCUCCUGGUAUUUGACAACAAGGACAGCAAGGCACAUGAAAUGUCGAAUGCAGAGUUUUUUACAGCUUUUGACAUUCCAACAGUCCACUUGGACGAGGACAUGAAGACGUUCACAUAUCAGGCAUCUGUUGGGGACAAGAAUGGACUACAGCUGAAGUGUGGUAUCCAGGGUGCCAGGGAUAUCAUAUGGAAGAGAAAUGGUGUGGAUCUAAAGAAAUCUACUAUAGAAGAUGUUGAGGUUCUCCAGGACCACAGCUUGUAUAUAGGGGCAGUGGGUCUCCACCACAUGGGCAACUAUAGCUGUCUGGACUGGACAUAUAAGGGGAUUGUACAGACACAUGUCCUUAAGGUCCAAGCUGCCCCAGAGGUACAGGUGACACCAUCUACACAGUACUACAGAGCAGGCUCUUCCAUUAGUAUUAAGUGUCACGCUGACGGUAUCCCAUCACCUGUCCUCUCCUGGGAGGUUAACGAGACGCCAAUUAUACUGGAUCCAGAACACAAACAUUAUGCUACAUUUUAUAAUAACCAAACCCUACAAAUCAGCAAGGCAGAUGCCACCAAGGACACAGGAGCCUACAAGUGUCUGGCCAAGAACUCUGCUGGACAGGGACAAGACAUAGCCACCAUUUUUGUAGGAAACUCUGAUGAACAUUCUUACAGAGGUAACCAUCAUUAUGAAGUGUUUGUGGUGUUCCACAGUGAGGGCUACCAUGUCUUCCACCCAGACUCCUGCUCUCUGGUCCACCUCAUCAAGGGAGACUACAAGGAGUUCAAGAAGGACGCCAUGAACACGGCCACUGUGCCAGAGACCCUGUGCCAGCUUGGUGUCCCCUGCACCUGGGGAGCAGCAGUUAAUGUGAAGAAUAGAUAUGUUUAUGCCAGUCAGCCUGAGCUGAACAGGGUGGUGGUGAUUGACAUAAAGGGUGGAUCCAAUCCAGUGCAGGUCAUCCCCACAGACUUCACCCCUGUGGAACUCCAGUAUGUGGAACACCUGGAUGAGGUGUGGGUGCUGUGCUGGAACUCCAAGGAGAACACCAGUUCCAAGACAGUGGUGGUCAUCAGGAAGGCCAGCGAGGAGGAUCCACACCAUGCAGUACACACCCGGCCAGUGGGUGACCGGUUUGACCUGGUUCAGAACAUCUUCUUGCCCACAAAGAAUGACUUCAACCAUCACUUUGACUAUGGUUAUGUGGUUCACAAUGAACAGCAAGGUCUACAUAAGAUUCACUUGAAGACCAUGAAAUAUGUCAAGACUGUUGACUUCACAAAAUACUCUUGUGUUCCCCAGAACCUGGCUUUUGUUCCUCUAGGUGGUUACGUGGUUGUAGACUGCAGAUCCCCUGCAGGGAAACCCCCUCAGGAGAAACAGCUCCUCAUGGACUACAUUACCGAUGCUGUCAUUAAUGAGAGAGAUGUCAUUGGACAGCCAUACGUGUCACCAGACAGUAGAUACAUUGUUAGUGUUGACAACAAGGAGCAGUCCGUGACUAUACAGAGAGUCAGUGAUGAGGGUCAAAUCACCUAUGGGUUUAAGAGGUUCACUGGGAUGAGGCUAAGUGAUGUGGCUUUCUACCCGUCACUUGAUGGCAAAGGCUAUGACAUGUUUGCCACAUCUAAAGACCAUGCAGACAUGUUGUUCUUGGACCUUGAAGGCCUGAGGAUGGAAGUCAUAGAAGGUAUUGGAGAAACUGCUGCGGAGGAUAAGUUUAAGUGGGGCACCAAGAACAGAGUGAUCACCAGCGGCGGAGUGUUUGGGGAUUACUUGAUGUCUCCCUCUACAAAAGCAGCGGUGAUUAUUGAUGGUCGAAACCACCAUGUGCACUGUGAGUGGCCCAAUAUUAAGGACAGCGCUGUGGUGGUGUGGGUGGAGCCAAUGCAUUUGUGAAGCAGACGACACUUUUGAAGCAGAUGACACUUGUCCUGCUGACAUUUGGAAGACAGAUUCUCACAAGAAUUCUAGAAAAAAGGGUGUAAAUUUUCUGAAAGGAAAGCCAAUGCUAUCAAAAGAGAGGACUAUUCCAGAAUUUUUCUCUUGACAGAGUGUAGAUAGAGAUGCCUUUUAAUGGUCACAAAUGAUCUUCAUCAGACAUUCGUGUGUUAAUGUCUCUAAUAUUGAUGUAAUAUAUAACAAGUAUGUAUCAGCACUGAGCAAGACUAACAAAAGUACCUUCCUUUCCAUGGGCUUAGUGACCCUAACCAUGAUAAUACUAAGCCAUCACACCAAAUACAAACUGCCAUAUCUAACGCAGUGUCACAGCUAACACAUUUAUACAGUAUUUAUAGGAUAAAUAUUCCAAGCCUGAUAACAAGGAAAUUAUAAUUAAGAAAACUUUCUCAGUCUGUGUUCAAGUAGAUGUUGUAUUCGUGAAUCACCUUGAUGGUUUUAUGCUUUAGUAAGGCUCAUUUAAGUGAGAAAUUACAGAAUUAAUACCUCCUUGGGACAUGCUGAGACCCAAACAUGGAGUGAGACAUGUUGAGAAUUCAUAUACAUAUCAAGGUAGGCACACAACGAUAGUUUCUUUAGAACAUGCUAAACUUACAGUGUGUUGUAUGCUUAUAUUUAUUCUCGUAUUUAUCGUGUGAAGAAAUCCAAAAAUUGUCAGGGUUAAAAUCCACUCAAGGUUCAGAAUUGUGAAAUCCAGUUACUGAUAUUAUUUGCAGUCUAUUUGAUUGGUAUCUGAUAAACCCCUGCUAUUUCUAAGAGCUGCAAGGGUGUUUUAUGUAGGCAUCUAGUUCUUCACUAAGACAAGUCACAAAGCCUUUUGUAAUUUCCUUCUUUUUGCAAUUAUCUGAGAAGAGAUGUAUUUGGAAUACCUCUUAAUGUUCAUCCACAAUGAGAAUUGAUCAUGUCUGAUGUAAUGGAUUUUCUUUUACUGGUCCUAAAAAUGAAGAGAAUAAGAUCAAAGAGGAGAAAGGAUUGGUCAGGAUGCUAUUCUUUAUUGUAGAAUGAGAUCUGUGCAUUUUGUAGUGGGAAUCGCAAUUUGUUGAAGAAAUCAGAGUGUAGUCAUAGAGUUUGUUUCUAAGCCUGCAAUAUUUGCUCAAGAUGGAUAUGAUGCUCUCUGUUUCUCAUCUUUUCAGGGUUAAUCAAGAGAAAUCCCAUUAUUUCCUUCAUUUGCAAUGAAUGGUUUAAGUAUGAUAAUUGAGUAGAGACAAUUUACUUGACUGUUACAGUAUAUCUUUGUUGUAUCUGUGAAUGCAGAUUUUCAUAACCUUACAGAGCAUAUUAAUAUGUGCACAUAGCUUUGUAAAUUUGUUUGAACUCUUUAAUGUGCUUUAGAGAAGUCAGCUUUCACCUUGUAAGACUUUAUACAGUGUAGCUGAGAUAGCAUAGUGUUUAAGUUGUUAUUGGUCUUUUUUUUUUUUCAAAAGGCUUAUACAUGUAUACAUGUUUUUUAUUGUUUUGUUAACAAAAUCUCUACUAGUCGGUGCUUAUAUUAUAUCAUUAUUAUGAUAUCUCUAUUUUGUAACAGUGGUUUGUGUUCCGAGAGAGACAGAGAGAGCACAAUUCAUGCCAGGUAUGCAUUUAAAAUUGUACAGUGUAGGAUCAGUGUAGCUAUGUAGAUGUGUCUGUAGUGUUUUUUAUGUGGUGAAGGAGUUGAUUAUGAGUACUACCUGUCCAUGUGUCCUAGGUAGUGGACCAGUAGAUUUGGCAUUAUUUUAAAGGAUUAUUCUAAGGAUUAUUCAAAGGUACAGCAAUGACUCAAUCUUUUCAGUGGGCAAAAAUUAUCAAUCAUUCAGAUUCACAAUUUUAGAAUCAUAGUAAUUAUAUUUCUGUAUAGCAUAUGUGGUGCUUUUACUGCAUAGAGCUAUAGGGUAGUGUGCUUUUCAAUUUUAUUG